UAAAACCAAACAAAUUCGUUUCCUUUUUCUCAUAAUUUAUAAUCUAGCAAAUUUCCUCUAAUUUAUAAGGCAAUUAAAAAAAAAUUAAAAAAAACAAAAAACACGGUCUUCUUCUUCUUCUUCUUCUUCUUCGUCAAACCAGACCCUACGGCUAAUUUCCUUUUCCUCUUUCUGCCGCCAAAUCUAACGCUUUAUGUAUAUAAAGCUUUCUUCUCUCUCUCUCUCCCCCCAUUGUAGGAAUAAACCUUCUCCGAAACCAUCUCUAGGGUUUCUGAUUCAUGCCUUCUCUUCGACACCGUUCUCCUCCGUCUCCGUCGCCGGCGAUGGGUCACGAGCUCAAGCAGCGCGUGAUUGCAUGCCUCAACAGGCUCGCCGACCGUGACACUCUCGCUCUCGCCGCCGCCGAGCUCGAUUCAAUAGCUCGCGGCCUCUCGCCGGAGAAUUUCUCUCCGUUCAUCAGCUGUCUCCACAACACUGACACGUCGGCGAGACUUCCGGUGAGAAAGCACUGCGUCUCGCUCCUCUCGCUUCUCUCUCGUUCCCAUGGCGAUUGCCUCGCUCCUCACCUCUCCAAGAUGGUGUCCACCGUUCUCAGCCGCCUCCGCGACCCCGAGUCAGCCGUCCGAGCCGCCUGCGCCGCCGCGGUUGCCGACAUGUCGAGCAGCAUCACAGCGACGCCGUUCUCUCUCCUCUCCGGGCCGAUUAUUGAGAAGCUCCUCCACGAUCGAGAUCCCAACGCGCAGACCGGUGCCGCUAUGUGCCUCGCGGCAGUGGUGGACGCCGCGGCUGAGCCCGACAUGGAGCAGCUGACGAGAACACUGCCUAAGAUGGCGAAGCUGCUGAAAUCCGAGGGCUUCAAGGCUAAGCCGGAGCUAUUGGGAGCCAUCAGAGGCGUGAUGGUCGCCGGCGGCGGCGGAUGCAAGGGUGUGACUGAUUGGUUGGUCCCGUGCGUGACGGAGUUUCUGAGCAACGAGGAUUGGCGCGCGAGAAAAGCAGCGGCCGAGGCACUAGCCACAGUGGAGGAGGACUUAGCUCCGGUGUACAAAGAGGCCUGUUUGGCUGUACUUGAGAGCAGGAGAUUCGAUAAGGUAAAACUCGUUAGAGAGACGAUGAAUCGUACAUUGGAAAUAUGGAGACGAGUUCAAGGCGAUGUCGAAGAGGUCUCAGUAUCACCAUCUCAGCCAAAAUCAUCCAACGUCUCUAGUGGCUACCAUUCCUUGAAGACCAAACAUAGGCUUCCAAACACACCAUCAAGCUCAGUUUCGGAUACUCUGCAAGACCAGGACAUCGAUAAUCUCGACCAAGAAGCCCCGGAUCCAAAUGAGAAGCAUCAUCCUAAGCUGAGAGUUAGACGCAAGCUCUUUGAUAAGACACAGGGAUGCAUCGAUUCGAGAUUUGCAUCCCGGAUUGUCCCAUGCAACGAUGAGGAAAACCCUGAAACCGAUACAGUGAGGACCGGGGAGGUGAAGGAAGAAUUGUCUCAGAUACAAAUCCAAAUUGCUCAGAUUGAGAAACAACAGUCCAAUAUGUUAGAUCUCCUCCAGAGAUUUGCCGGGAGCUCACAGAGCGAAAUGCAGUCCCUAGAAUCACGAGUGCGUAGUCUAGAAACAGCCCUCGAUGUAAUAUCCCGCAAUCUUACAGUUUCGUGCCUGAAAACGCGAAGAGAGACCACAAAGGAAACCGGGGCAUAGAAUCCUUGGAUUCUCCAAGCU
This is a messenger RNA of Tarenaya hassleriana, 1712 nucleotides long. RefSeq names its product microtubule-associated protein TORTIFOLIA1. Lineage: Eukaryota; Viridiplantae; Streptophyta; Magnoliopsida; Brassicales; Cleomaceae. The record is from RefSeq and is a predicted model, not a curated record. Gene Ontology annotation, cellular component: microtubule. Gene Ontology annotation, molecular function: microtubule binding.